Messenger RNA from Aspergillus candidus, 1164 nucleotides. RefSeq names its product CCDC174 family protein. The transcript has a single exon. The record is from RefSeq and is a predicted model, not a curated record. Gene Ontology annotation, cellular component: nucleus. NCBI's taxonomy places the organism in Eukaryota, Fungi, Ascomycota, Eurotiomycetes, Eurotiales, Aspergillaceae. Bases 1 to 1164 code for a protein of 387 amino acids.
AUGCCCCCCGAAAACCUCUACGGCCUCCCGCGCCCCGCCACCAAAGACUCCGACAAGAACAAGAACAAGACCAACACCCCAUCCUCGUCAACCCUAGCAUUCACCACAAAGCUCAGCUCCUUGAUCUCCUCUCCAUCCCAAUCCCAAUCACACCAACACACAACCGGCCGCCCCCGCCCAAAAACCACCAGAGGAGCAAGCAACAACGACAAAGAUGAUAUCUUCGCGCGCCCCAACCGAGGCACAGCGGAACGCGCAGCAGCUGAUGAAAACGGCCUCAACGACCGAGGCAAAAAGAGAUCUGCUCUAGAACAGGUUCAUACAACCGACAGCGGCCCCGUCGACGAAGCGCUCCUCGAACGCUCAAAGCGCAGACUGAGGGAGAAGGAGGGGCUGUACGAUAUCUUGAAGGAGGGGAGGCAUCUUGUCUAUUCUGAUGAUGAGGGGGAUUCUUUUGGGGAGGACGAUGAGGGGGGUAAUGAUGGGGAGAGGCAGAGGAAGAGGGAGUUGAGGAGGUUGGCGAGGAAGGAACGAGAGGGGUUGGUGGAUUUUGACGCGAAGUGGGCUCGUUCUACCUCCCCUUCUUCCUCUAAGGGAUCCUCAUCAUCAAAGGCGGAGGAGGAAGACGAAGAGGAGGACGACGACAACGCGAGUAUCAUCUCCUACGAAGACGAGCUAGGCCGCACCCGCCGCGGAACACGCAAGGCCGCCUCCCGCGCCGCAGCUGCCGCCAUCGCUUCCACCAAGUCCAACAACCCAUCCCACCCCAGCGAACGCUGGAAGCCCGCGCAACCCGCGAACCUCAUCCACGGCAGCACGAUCCAAACGCAGGCUUUCGACCCCGACGCGCCGACAGCGACGCACAUGGCGCGGUUGGCGGCAAGACGGGACCGGUCUGCGACGCCGCCGGAGGAAAUGCACUAUGACGCUAGUGGUGAGGUGCGCGCGCGGGGGACGGAGUUUUAUGCGUUUUCGAGGGAUGAGGGGGUUAGGAGGGGGCAGAUGGAGGCUUUACAGAGGGGGAGGGAGGAGACGGAGAGGGGGAGGGAGGAGAGGAAGUUGAGGAGGGAGAGGAGGGGGUUGGUGAGGGUGGAGAGGGGGAGAAAGAUUGAGGAGUUGAGGGGGAGGAGGAGGGCGGAGGCUUUUUUGGAGGGUUUGUCUUAG